GAAGCCAGGUCAGAGUCUCGGAUCAGAGUAACCAUCUCCACGAUGGGGAGAAAUGACGGAUCUAUUUGGCCUAGAAUUUUUUUUCAUUUCGUUCGGGCUGACGAGUUUCCAGAUCUAUAUCCUUCUCCGCCGCCGACCCAUUUGAUUCAUUUGCUGCGGAAAUGAGCGUUUCAGUCGCCGAACAUUUUAUUUAGAAGGCCGCCGGCGACAAUAGGUGGCUGCCGGCGAUUCUCGCCGGCUAAUAAAGAAGGUCCAGGUGAUUUAGGGUUCGAUCGUAGAUGAGCAGCCUUCAAGAAAGUUGUAAUUCGGCGAAUCAUCCAGGCCCUUCGAAUGCAUCAGAGGAGUUGCAAAAGCUGUUGAGUCAACCUGGCAACAGAGUUUGUGCUGAUUGUGGGUCUCCAGAUCCAAAAUGGGUGUCCCUAAACAAUGGAGUUUUUAUCUGCAUCAAGUGUUCAGGCAUCCAUAGAGGCCUUGGCGUUCAUAUAUCUAAGGUUCUGUCAGUUAACCUAGAUGAAUGGACAGAUGAUCAGAUUGAUUCUUUUAUUUCUGGUGGUGGAAAUGCUGUCGUAAAUAUGAAAUAUGAAGCUUUUAUGCCUGGAGAUGUUAAGAAACCUAAACCAGAUGCUUCAUUAGACGAGCGUUUUGAUUUCAUACGGAGAAAAUAUGAGCUCCAACAAUUUUCAACUGUACAGACUGUUUCUUCAUCUAUAGUAUCAUCUUUUGAAUCACCUACGUCAAACAAUAUCCCCAAAAAUAAGUACUUUGAGAAGCAACAAACUGGUAUCCGUCGUGGUCUCAUUCAAGCAUUCAGAAACAGCUGGAGGAAAAAGGGAUCCGAGCAUAAAACAUUUAGGAAGAUGAUGGGCAUGGUUGAAUUUGUUGGCUUGAUUAAGGUGAACAUUAUAAGGGGUACCAAUCUUGCCGUCCGUGAUGUUCUAACCAGCGAUCCUUACGUCAUUCUUACUUUAGGACACCAAACAAUGAAAACAAGAGUAGUGAGGAGAAAUUUAAAUCCUGUGUGGAAUGAAAGUCUGAUGCUGUCAAUUCCAGAUCCUGUUCCUCCCCUGAGGCUGGAGGUGUUCGAUAAGGAUAGAUUGAGCACAGACGACGAGAUGGGGGUGGGUGAAAUAGAUAUCCAGCCACUGGUAGCAUUAGCCAGAGCUUAUGAGAACUGUGUUUUAAGCUCGUCGGAGCCGGCACAGGUCGGGAAAUGGGUGGCAACGGAGCACAGCUCGCUGGUGAGGGACAGCCUAUUCCUCCUGGUGGAAGGUAAGGUAAAGCAGGAGAUUUGCCUCAAGCUCCAGAAUGUGGAGAGUGGCCACUUAGAACUGGAGCUUGAAUGCAUGCCCCUUAGCCAAUGAUGAUACUUCUUUUUCUUCUUCUUUUUCUUCUUCUUCCUCCCAUUGCAUUUCAUUAUUGUUAUAAUUAUCAUUAUUUUUUAUUUUGAUUUUAAUUUUGAAGGAUUUUACAUGCAUUACCGUUCAUAUCCUGUGUAUUUAC
This is a messenger RNA of Phalaenopsis equestris, 1500 nucleotides long. Its product is annotated as probable ADP-ribosylation factor GTPase-activating protein AGD11. The transcript is spliced from 8 exons. Lineage: Eukaryota; Viridiplantae; Streptophyta; Magnoliopsida; Asparagales; Orchidaceae. Bases 279 to 1361 code for a protein of 360 amino acids. The record is from RefSeq and is a predicted model, not a curated record. Gene Ontology annotation, molecular function: phospholipid binding; GTPase activator activity.